ACCUAGGGUGGAUAAUGACCAAGCAAUCUUCCUCUUCCAAGCUCUUCUUCUAUGAACUACAUAGUGAUGAUUUCAAGGACGAUUCAACAUGGCUUGAGCUUUUUGAUCACUAGAAUGUGAUAAUUUUGCUUACACGGCCAUGAACCAAUCACCAUCUCUAAUCGAACAGGGUAUUUCUCAACAGCAUUCGAAGACUGUGUCUUGUGCCAAUGUUCUCACUUUGGCUUACCAGAGUCUUGGAGUGAUCUAUGGUGAUCUUAGUACAUCGCCUCUAUAUGUUUAUAAAACCACUUUCUCUGGGAAACUAAGCCUCCAUGAAAACGAUGAAGAGAUCUUUGGAGUGUUCUCUUUCAUCUUCUGGACAUUUACACUCAUUGCUCUCUUUAAAUACGUUUUCAUUGUUUUGUCUGCAGAUGAUAAUGGAGAAGGUGGAACAUUCGCGUUGUACUCGCUUCUGUGUAGGUAUGCCAAGCUAAGAAUUUUACCAAAUCAUCAAGAAAUGGAUGAGAAACUAUCAACAUAUGCAACGGGAAGCCCGGGAGAGACUCGGCAGAGCGCAGCUGUUAAAUCAUUCUUUGAGAAACACCCAAAAUCUCAAAAGUUUUUGUUGCUCUUUGUUCUUUUAGGGACAUGUAUGGCUAUUGGUGAUAGUGUUCUCACUCCAACAAUCUCAGUUCUUUCAGCUGUUUCUGGAGUCAAGCUCAAGAUUCCCAACCUUCACGAGAAUUAUGUUGUCAUCAUCGCCUGUAUCAUCUUGGUGGCGAUAUUCUCAGUCCAACGUUAUGGUACGCAUAGAGUCGCCUUCAUUUUCGCUCCAAUCUCCACUGCUUGGCUUCUCUCCAUCAGCAGCAUUGGAGUUUACAAUACUAUAAAAUGGAACCCGCGUAUAGUUUCUGCGCUUUCGCCUGUUUACAUGUAUAAGUUCCUCAGAAGCACCGGUGUAGAAGGGUGGGUUUCACUUGGAGGAGUUGUUCUUUCAAUCACUGGUGUUGAGACUAUGUUUGCUGACUUAGGUCACUUCUCAUCUCUGUCCAUAAAGGUGGCUUUCUCGUUCUUUGUCUACCCGUGUUUGAUUCUUGCGUAUAUGGGCGAGGCUGCGUUUCUCUCUAAACAUCAUGAAGAUAUUCAGCAAAGCUUCUACAAGGCGAUACCCGAGCCUGUGUUCUGGCCAGUGUUCAUUGUGGCUACAUUUGCAGCUGUGGUAGGAAGCCAAGCUGUCAUAUCCGCAACAGACACUAACAUGAUGGGUCAUGCAUACGGACUUGCUGUGACCUCUGUGAUGCUUGUGACUACAUGUUUGAUGACUUUAGUGAUGACAAUUGUCUGGAAGCAAAGAAUCAUUACAGUUCUCGCUUUCGUGGUCUUUUUCGGUUCCAUCGAGCUUCUCUAUUUCUCGUCAUGCGUCUACAAAGUACCCGAAGGAGGUUGGAUCCCGAUUCUCCUCUCCUUAACAUUCAUGGCGGUAAUGUACAUAUGGAACUACGGAACUACAAAGAAACAUGAAUUUGACGUUGAGAACAAGGUAUCAAUGGACCGGAUAGUCUCUCUGGGACCGAGCAUCGGAAUGGUGAGAGUUCCAGGAAUCGGACUGGUCUAUUCGAAUCUUGUGACGGGAGUUCCAGCUGUUUUCGGACAUUUCGUGACGAAUUUGCCGGCAUUUCACAAGAUUCUGGUGUUUGUAUGUGUGAAAUCGGUUCAGGUUCCCUAUGUUGGAGAAGAAGAGAGAUUUGUGAUAAGCAGAGUAGGGCCAAAAGAGUAUGGAAUGUUUAGAAGUGUGGUUAGGUAUGGAUACAAAGAUGUUCCAAGAGAAAUGUAUGAUUUCGAAAGCCGGUUAGUGUCUGCUAUAGUCGAGUUCGUUGAAACAGAACCGGGACUUGAAGAAGAAGAAAUGUCGAAUGUUAGGAGAAAGAAGGAAGAAUGUAUGGAGAUAAUGGAAGCGAAAGAAGCAGGAGUAGCGUAUAUACUGGGACAUUCAUAUGCAAAGGCGAAGCAAUCAUCGUCAGUGUUGAAGAAACUAGCGGUGAAUGUUGUGUUUGCGUUCAUGAGCACGAAUUGCAGAGGAACAGAUGUUGUGCUUAAUGUUCCUCAUACUUCUCUGCUUGAAGUUGGAAUGGUUUAUUACGUCUAAACAGAGAAAUACUAAGCUUUAACAUAAGGUUAAUACGGUUUAGUAGUAGUAGUACAGUAUAGAGAGAGAUCUAACUUCAUUUUCAGUUGUUUUUUAGCAAAAGUUUUAAUGUGUAAAUAUUCUUACGGUUAAUGAAUGAAAAUCAAGAAA
Molecule: messenger RNA, 2278 nt
Organism: Arabidopsis arenosa
Lineage: Eukaryota; Viridiplantae; Streptophyta; Magnoliopsida; Brassicales; Brassicaceae
Source: the annotation of a GenBank genome assembly